Messenger RNA from Anthostomella pinea, 1953 nucleotides. NCBI's taxonomy places the organism in Eukaryota, Fungi, Ascomycota, Sordariomycetes, Xylariales, Xylariaceae. The record is from the annotation of a GenBank genome assembly.
AUGCGACUCAUCAAUACGAAAACCCUACAGUUUCAGGAGUUCAGUGGCGGGGAGAUUCCAUACUAUGGCAGGGAGAUCCCAUACUAUGCCAUACUGUCCCACACAUGGGGAGAAGAAGAGGUAUCCUUCCACGACAUGACGAACUCAACAGGGCAGGGCAAAUCGGGGUUUACCAAGAUAAAGUAUACGUGUGAUCAAGCUGUCAAGGACCGCAUCGAUUGGGCGUGGGUCGACACCUGUUGCAUCGACAAAUCAAACAGUGCUGAACUAUCCGAGGCCAUCAACUCGAUGUUUCAAUGGUACAAAGAUGCAGCUGUUUGCUAUGCAUACCUCGUUGACGUGAACCAGCUGGAGCCAACCCAAACGUGGGAGCUAUUCGACAAAAGCAGGUGGUUUCAAAGGGGGUGGACGCUGCAGGAGCUUUUGGCACCACAGCAUCUCGUCUUCUACGACCAGAACUGGACUACGCUUGGCGAUAAACUUGGACUUGCUGAGAGGAUAUCAACGAUAACAGGUAUCGACAAGAUGAUCCUCGAAAGUCAUAAUCUGGACUCUGCGAAUGUGGGUGAGAAGAUGAGCUGGGCAUCCCUUCGAUCCACCACUCGACGCGAAGAUGAGGCAUAUUGCCUUUUUGGAAUAUUCGGCGUGAAUAUGCCGUUGAUAUACGGAGAAGGCGAGAAGGCCUUUGCUCGCCUUCAAGAAGCCAUCAUGGCGGCGACUGACGAUCCAACACUCUUCGGCUUUGGGAUGAGGGGAGAACGCAUGUCUGCGUUACCGCUUAAAGUCUGGUUAGCCGAUAAUGACAGACUCCAUGGUUUUCUGGCCAAUAGGACGCAAUGGUUCCACCACGCACACACUCUGGAGCUAAUCCCAGGAUGGCCGAAGUUUGGCUCUGCCGCCCCCAGCCUGUCAAGUAGGGGGGUCCGCAUCGAAGUGCUCCUUCUCCAGCUCAAGUCCUCUGAUUACAUAAUAGAUGACGACGAUGGGCAAGGACCGGCAGAGCCUAUGGCGGUAGCAGUGCUAGGGGUUCGACAUAAGUCAUGGCACGGCAAUGUUGCUUUGGGCAUAGUAAUUCACCGCUGGGGAGAGAAUCUCUACGGCAGGCCAACAACUUUGAGCGCCAUUCGAGUGCCAUUCAAGACGGACUAUAGCGACUUGUGGCCUCAUCUAACCAUAAUUUACAUCAAGCCCAGGGCUGUAUCCCUUUUACAUCAUGAAGCAGGAUUAACGCUCGAGACCAGUCUUGUUGAAGCGUUUCCUGAUGGGUCCCAACUAAACACAGUCAUCACCGUUCCUCCGGCUAUAUAUGACCCGGCAAGCAGCACGGUGAAUUGGGGACAACACAUGGACGGCAUUAACCUGGGGCUUGUCUACUCCUACCCCAAAGGACACCGCUUCGCUCUAUUGUUCACCGCCGAGCGCAAUGCUAGAAUGGAACACGUUGACCUCGGCCGAGCCACGGGACCCGAACAAGUCGAACGACCUCCAUCGCCGACUACACCCCAGUCCUUGCAGAUACUGCAAAUGCCCGAAUUCAAACUGAGAAACUACUUGCUCGAUCUGGCCCCAGGAUAUAAGCUUGACCACCCUCGCUUUAUGGGUGAUCAGCGACGCCGAAGACACGGCGCUGCCGCGCAGGCCGACGGGGACGACGACGACGACGCGAUCCAGGAGAUGGCAUCUACAUCACGCGUCAUGGCCAAUGGUGUGCCGGUCGACCGGCAAGGCGUGGGCCAAUACGGGUCCGAAUGCGACGUGACAUGGCAGGCGCGCGCGGACCGCAGGGAUACCGAUGACAAUCACCAGUUCGCGAUCACGACGGGGGUUGCGAUCGGGCUGGCGGCGGCGCGUCGUGGUCAAUCAGACGGAGGUGCUUCUGCCACGACGAGGCGGGGGACGGACGCCUCGAGUCCAAAGGAUGAAAACGGCGUCACAGGCAUUGAGGGAGCUUAG